CAACAAACUAUUUCUAUGCUUACUAUGCAAUAAAGACCUUCACUGGCAUGGUCAGUGACAAUGGAAUUGAGUGCCUUUCCGUUGCUUAUGCGGAUUUUCUAGGCAGCUAGCAUAUCAGAAGAAAAACGUGUUUCUGCAAUUGGAGCUGUUGCCGGCAUAGGCUCAGUUGCAUCUCUUUCUGGUACAAUGGCUGCUCGCUUCCUCUCCACUGCUCACAUCCUUUCUGGUGGCAGCUAUUUCUUCAAUGGUUGCAGCAAUAUACAUGAAAACAUUUCUAGAGGAGACAAGCAACCAUUUUCGGAGUGAUGAUGCUCUAAAUCAACCCAUAUUAGGGGAGAGCAGUGCAGAAUGCUCUCAAUCUGGAAGUAAUGACUCAUCAAAAAUAGUACCACAAAGCUUUAAGAAAGUCCUACCACUCAAGGAUAUUUUUUGCUUGCUCAGGAGCAGCGUAACUCUUUCGCUAGCAACAGUCAUUGCUUUCUUGAAUGGUCUUGGGGAAGGUGGAGGACAAACUCCAUUUUUGUAUUUCUUAAAGGCUCGACUUCAAUACAACAAAGAUAACUUUGCUGUUUUAAUGCUUAUUGGCUACAGUGGAGCAGCAAUUGGCCAGUUAUUCUUGAUGCCUCGGUUGGCUCCGAUUAUCGGAGAGGAGGCAGUUCUCUCCUUAGCCCUCAUUGCUGGAUUCAUAAAUAUGCUAAUUGAUAGCAUUGCAUGGGCAGUCUGGGUUCCUUAUGUUGCUAAUUUGUUGCCUAUCAUUGCCUUCCUAACAAGACCGGCUUUACAAAGCAUUGUUUCAAAACAAGUUGGGCCAAAUGAACAGGGAAUUGCUCAAGGGUGCAUUGCAGGCAUAAGCUCAUUCGGCAAUAUUCUUUCUCCAUUAAUAUAUACUCCUCUAACAGACUUAUUUUUAUCAGAGAGGGCUCCCUUCAAUUAUCCGGGAUUCAACUUGUUCUGCGUCGGCCUUGCUUGGUUGAUAGCAUUUAUCCCUAGUAUGAUGAUACAGUUUGGUCCCCAUAAUUCAAGACUCAAAAUCAGAGACGGUGGCUGCAGCUGGAAUGCUUAAAUUUUGAGGUUCGAAUUUUUUUUUGACUGAUUAGUAUGUCUAUGUAGUAGGUUAGGUAGUAUAUAUUGUUCAUAUCGACAGUAUUAGUACGUACUCUCGCUUUCUCUUGGUAUUAGGUUUCUAUGACUACCUAUCGUUUCUUGCAUUUUGGUCAUCUUACUCUUCUUGUUAUUUAUGCCGCUUUUACAGGGCUUAUCGGUGUUGUUCCUUCUUGUUUUUCUUUUCAUUAAUGUGGUGCUUGUGCUUUCUUGAGUCAAGGGUCUCUUGGAAACCUCUCUAUUUUCACAAGGUACGGGUAAGGUCUGCAUACAAACUACCCUCCCCAGACCCCACUAUGUGGGAUUAUAUUGGGUAUGUUGUUGUUGUAGUAUGUCUAUGUAUCUGUUAUGAAGAUUUUCAUUCACUCAAAUAAAGAUCUCGGUUUUCUAAAUAAUGAAAUAGCGCGGGUGGUUAGUUAUUUAUUUAUCUGGUUCGGAAUUACACCAUAUACUGUAAUGCUCAUUAACACAUCUAUUGUGGACAAAGUCUUUGUUUAUUAUAAACGAUAAUAGUCACGAUCCCAUCAGAUCACAAUCACACAUUCACACUUUAACUUUAUUCAUAGCGCUGGCUCCUGCAUUGCAAAGGAAUACGAGAAAA
Nicotiana attenuata is the source of this 1702-nucleotide messenger RNA. RefSeq lists its product as uncharacterized. The record is from RefSeq and is a predicted model, not a curated record. The coding region runs from base 245 to 1063 and encodes 272 amino acids. The transcript has 12 exons. Lineage: Eukaryota; Viridiplantae; Streptophyta; Magnoliopsida; Solanales; Solanaceae.